GCAGCCCUAGAAAAGGCAAAAAACCAAGAAAAAAGAAAAGAGAAGAUCCAAGCUACUUAGGGAGGCGUCAGUCGAGCCAAACUGCUGGGUCUCCGAGGUGGGCCCUUCGCCCGCUGGCCCCGGGGGAGGCUGCUGGAGGCCGGCUGGAGACGCUCAGCCUGGGCUCCUCGUGUCUCAGGAUGAGGCCCCUGCCCGGGAGGGAGGUGGACGCACACGAUUGCACCGCUUAAAUCCUCUGUCGCGGGCAGGGCUGUCAGAGGCCGCAGGGGGUUAGCGUAGGGGGUCGGCCACUACCCCCCGAGCCCGCCUUUCCCAGGGACGUCGUCACUUCCUCCCCGCAGGGCGGGCGCGGGCCGCCUGAGUGGGUGCGCGUCGGCCCCACACCCCCUCCCUUGCUGCCUCUGAGCACGCUGUCGUCUUUCAGCCUUCCGUGUCAUUCUGCAUGCUGUUCCUGCCUCCUGGGAUGUAUUCUCAGCCUCACAGAGCCUAGUCCUCCCUCUGGAUGGAGGGCAGUCCUCCUGGUUGAGCCUGUUGCUGCUCCUUCAUGGCAGCCACGCCGUCUUCCACUCCCCGUCGGCGAGAAUGACUGGCGGCCGGCACCACCCCGCUGUUGUCCUCGUCACAGGCGUGGCUUUGGGCCUGCGUCGCAGCCCCUUUGAACACAGGCCUAUUGCUGCUCCCAGUGGUCCCCAGUGGGGUCCAGCGCGUCCCCACGAGGAAGGAGGCGCAGCAGGUGGGCGGGCGCCCCGGGGCCGGGCAGGAGGCCGCCGUGCUGGCAUGUGUGCCGAGUGGCCGGACGGGGACACAGGAGGAAGGCCUGCCUGUGCGGGACCCGGUCUUGGAGGUGGGCUUGCCCGGUCUGCGAAGAGCUCGUUGGAAAAUGCUGGUGAUUUCGUUUCUGGCCUCACGAGGACCCUCCUGCCCGCCUGGCUUUUAAAAGAGCCGCAGCUGGAGGAGGUGCCACGGCGGCCGCGUGACAGGUGGCUCGGAGGCCAUCGGACAAGCGCCACCUCCACGCGGCUCCGCACCUCCGGGCUGUGACCGUUCUGCCGUCGUCGUUCUCAGCGCUGUCGUAGAUGCUCCCCCAGUGCCUCUCGCCAGUGGGGAGCUGGUGCCAGGUCCCGUGCAGCGCGCCUGCGGGCACGGCCACCGCUCAGCCCCGCCGCGUCCACGCGCCGCCUCGGCUCUUGCGACCUUCACUUGUUUCCUCGUCGUGAGCUUUGCCCAUUUCCUGCCGGGCUUGUUCCCGGGCGUUUUGUCCUUCCCGUAACCUGUUUUUUCGUUCAGCGGCUGGCUCCACCGUCCCUACGGGAUCGCUUCGGACAUCACGGAAGGUGAAAACCCCAAAGGGUCCCGCCCGCAGCACCGGUGCCGAGUGAGCGUUGGUCUGUAACAGCCACAGAGCAGUGACUGCUCCGUUUGUCUUUUACAAUGGUCCACGAGCGGAGGUCCCGUGCACAGCCCCCGCCCCCGCCCCGAGCACAGAGCGCCCCUGCGUCCCUCGGACGCCUGGCUCUGCAGUGACCCUCUCUGGGGUCGUUCUUCCUCCACCACCGGUUUCUUACUGUGUCACCUCAGGCAAUUUGCUGCCACCGUGCCGUCAGCUUCCGGGCGUCUUCCCCAGCCUCCCCGUGCGUUUGCCGGGGCGCUGGGGUGGCGCUGGGCGGGACGUGGUCUGGCCUUGACGCUCACGCCCACGGUCAGGCCCGGAAUAUCCUGGCGUCUCAGACGGUCUGCGUCAGUGGGGGCCCUGGGCCCUGCCGGCCAGGUGGCUCUGUCUGCACCCCUUUCCGUAGGCAGACUUGGCUGGGCCUCCCGGGACGGGGUGGGGGUGUUCCUGCCAGAGGUGACUGCGGGGGGGAGGCCGUUCCCGCACCGAGACCUGCACAUCCUGUCGUUUCUUCUCCGGCAGCCAAGGAGCUCUGCGCCCAGCAUCCAUGGAGAUCUCACACCAGGCCCGUUCUGUGCCUGCGUUUUCUGCAGAGGGAGUUUCUGCUUUCAUUGGAUUUUCCUGGAAUUUCUGACCCCCAGUGUUCACAGCUGGUCUUGCGGGAGGGGGGCACCUGUACGCUGCAGUCCAGCCUCUGGACCCUGUUGGAAGCACAAGUACACAGCACCCCGGGGCCAGGAGACAGGGCAGCAGGACCCGAGGUCCAGGCAUUGGCCAUGGCCUCCCGCCUCCUGUUGCCUUAGCGCCCAGGCACGAUUCGCCCACCGCAUCUCUGUCACCCACUGCUGGGCUGCCCUGGACCAUCUCUGCAACCGCCCGGUGCCUGGGGGUUUCAAGAGCGUUCUCUUUCCUGGCAAACACGCCAGCUCAAGAAAUGCCUUCUGCCCGGACGUGCUCUCCAGCUGGGCAUCCUUGGCUCUGAGGUGAAGGUGUGUCCCCGCUCAGCUGGAGAUGGAGCUGCAGAUGCUCAAGUCCCAGGCGGGCCCGGCCGAGCAGAGCUUCCUGUUCUCCAGGGAGGAGGUGAGCGCGCUCAGGUUGAAGAUUGAGGAGCUGGCGCAGGAGCGGAGUCGUCUGGAAGAAGACAAGAAGCUGCUGGAAGCGCAGCUGGAGCGGCUCACCCUGCAGGGUGACUUUGACCAGAGCAAAACCAAGGUGCUGCACCUGAGCCUGAACCCGGCCAGCGUGGCGAGACAGCGGCUCCGAGAGGACUGGCAGCAGCUGCAGGAGGAGUGCAAGCACCUGCGGGAGCUGGUCCGCGCCCUGGAGGCCGGCGGCCCCGUCCCCGCCGACCUGGAGGCCGCCGCGGGGCUGCCCUCGUCCAAGGAGGUGGCAGAGCUGAAGAGGCAGGUGGAGAGUGCGGAGCUGAAGAACCAGCGGCUGAAGGAGGUCUUCCAGACCAAGAUCCAGGAGUUCCGCAAGGCGUGCUACGCGCUCACGGGCUACCAGGUGGACAUCACCACCGAGGGCCAGUUCCGCCUGACGUCCAUGUACGCCGAGCGCAAGGCCGACUGCCUCGUCUUCAAGGCCGCGGGCCCCUCGGGCACCAAGAUGCAGCUGCUGGAGACGGAGUUCUCGCGCACCGUGCCGGAGCUCAUCGAGCUGCACCUGCUGCGCCAGGACAGCAUCCCCGCCUUCCUCAGCGCCCUCACGCUCGACCUCUUCAGCCGCCAGACCGUGGCCUAGCGCGGCCCUAGGCCCGCUGCCCAUCCGGCGGGGCGGCCAGCGACUUGGCUCGAGGGGGACCCCUGAGCCCCGCCCCCACGCAGGACCCCCGUGCAGGACCACCCUGGCCGGUGGGCUCCUGCUGUGAGAGGCGUCUGCGCCCGGCCCCUGGCUCAGGGCCACUCUGCGGGGACGGGCCACCACCCCUCACCCUCCUUCGGGGAGGCAGGCGUGAGGCUGCCUGUGGAGGCGGCAGGGGGUGGGUCUUGGGAGACAGUGCUCUGUGGGCCCGCUUCCUGUCCCCUCCCCGGGCACCCCCCCACCCUCUGCUCAAGCCCGGCUGGGCCUGGGCCUCGCAGGUGAAGCAGGGCUGCCAGCAGAGGCCCAGGCGCUUAUGAAAUAAAGGCUCCCCUCAGCACCGCA
This is a messenger RNA of Phacochoerus africanus (Common warthog), 3535 nucleotides long. It is a transcript of the gene MAD1L1, whose product is annotated as mitotic arrest deficient 1 like 1. Gene Ontology annotation, biological process: mitotic spindle assembly checkpoint signaling; attachment of mitotic spindle microtubules to kinetochore. The record is from RefSeq and is a predicted model, not a curated record. Lineage: Eukaryota; Metazoa; Chordata; Mammalia; Artiodactyla; Suidae. The transcript is spliced from 7 exons. Gene Ontology annotation, cellular component: mitotic spindle; kinetochore; nuclear envelope. Bases 2402 to 3133 code for a protein of 243 amino acids.